GUCAUCCUGAUUUCAUCAAAAUUGUGCUGUUGUUUGUGGAGUUAUCAUCGUUUUGAAUCCAAAGCCUACAAUGACAAUAUCUAAUCAAUAUUUCGUAAAACGCAUAACGCAAAAGGCAUUUUAUUGCGUAAUUUACUUCUUUGUCGUCAGCGUAUGUCCAGCACACACUCAAGUAGCUGAAGAUGCGAUUGCUGGAGCAAUAGAAGCAGUUAUGGAAGCCACACCUGCCAGUGAGCUGAAGAGACUGCGAGAAAAUCUGCUGUUACACUAUGACAAAAUUCAGCGACCUACCGAAGACGGGCCCACCAGUGUGCUCAUCUACUUCGAUGUGAGGCAUGUGAUGUCUCUUGAUGAAAAAUUCCAAACUCUGACAGUAGAAGGCGUAUUGAUGAUGAAAUGGAAGGACGAGAGACUGAAGUGGGAUCCUUCGAAUUACAACAAUAUAAAAAUGCUUCGAAUGAAGAUCCAGGAUAUUUGGGUCCCUGAUAUUUAUUCUUUGUUUAGUGUCAAGAAGAACGAUUUAUACAAGGAUGAAAACGUAUUACCUGUCCAAGUGUACAGCAACGGUACGUUGAAGUGGUACCCUCCAACCGUGUUUGAUGUGCCAUGCAGCGCCAAGUACAAACAUUAUCCAUUUGAUAGCCACAACUGCUCGAUUGUCUUCGGAGCGUGGACUCACAAUGGAUUCGAGAUUAGUUUAGAAACGCUUGACAUCCCCAUAUCCAGCAAGAGUAAUGCCAUUGGCACCGAGUGGUUGCUGACCAAUUUAACUCACGAGAACGAAAUUUUCGAUGUUGACGGAUACCACAUCCACAAAUUCGUCCGAGUAGGUUUUUACCUCCAAAGAACUUCAACGAUAUAUAGAUACGUAUGCGUCGUACCCACAAUAAUUGUCUUCGUCACUUCAUUGGCAGGUUUCUGGCUUUUGCCAAGUGAUGGGGCGCGGUACUUGAUCGGAUGUUCCAACGUCGUUCUGAUGUCUCUCCUACUGCAGUACCUGGCCAUGACAGUGCAUGCAGGAAGCGAAAUUCCUCUCAUAGCUCAGUACAGCGCAACGUGCCUAUGCAUGUCUGGAGUCUUUCUAGUGAUCACCACCAUCACGGAAAUCAUCAGAAACUGUUCGGGAUCGCCUCCUAACUAUCUAGUGAGGCUGGCUUGCCAGCACAUGGAUCAGUACUUGUGCCUUUUUAGCUUCUCUGACUCGCCAGUAAGCAGGUACCGAGCUCUGGGAGAAGUAUCUUCAUCGUCCGAAGUUUUUCCGGAAGAAGAAAACCGGAAGAAAAAUUGGAUGGUCGUGUCCUUAGUAGUGGACAGGAUAGCUUUCUGGAUAUUCACCUUCGUGUACAUAGUUCUUCUUGCUGUUUUGGCAUCUCUGUGAGAAGACACAGACAGAGUCGCGAACAUAAGAAAUGUAAAUUUUAGUGUAAUUAGCGAAUUAAAGCAAUUUGUCUUGUGUCUUAAUAGUUUGUGGCUCAAAG
Argiope bruennichi is the source of this 1478-nucleotide messenger RNA. Its product is annotated as neuronal acetylcholine receptor subunit beta-3-like. Gene Ontology annotation, molecular function: extracellular ligand-gated monoatomic ion channel activity; neurotransmitter receptor activity; transmembrane signaling receptor activity. Gene Ontology annotation, biological process: monoatomic ion transmembrane transport; regulation of membrane potential; chemical synaptic transmission. NCBI's taxonomy places the organism in Eukaryota, Metazoa, Arthropoda, Arachnida, Araneae, Araneidae. The transcript is spliced from 9 exons. The record is from RefSeq and is a predicted model, not a curated record. Gene Ontology annotation, cellular component: synapse; membrane; neuron projection. Bases 71 to 1378 code for a protein of 435 amino acids.